AUGUCUAUCUUGGAUGAGUGUCGGCGGAACUUCAAGACGGAGCUGCGUCGAUUCGCGGCGCUGUACGCCGGCACGGCGGAUCAGGCCGACAUCCACCGGCAACGCGGCAAGCUGCAUCAGCUCCUCGCCGAUGUGCGCCGCAGCGCAGUUGCUGUGGGAUUCACGACCACAGCUGCUGCCGCUGGGGGUCUCGCGGCUGCCCCUUCCCCUGCGUCAAGCAUGACUGGUGAGAGCGCGCAACGGAAUAUCAUGAAGGGGACGGCGAAGCGCGUGGCCGCGGCGCGGCGCUUCUCACACGCCGCGUUGACGUCGAGCACGCUUUCCUCCGUGCAGCAGCACACCGCGACGCUGCCACCGCGUAGCUCCAUUGCGGCGCUCAGCAGCGAACGACACGACGCCACACCGUCGCCCACCUUGCGCCGCGACCCGCGGCCACUUGACCCGGACGCUGCAGUUGUCUUCGCAGAGGAGUGCGUCACCGCCGCACAGUUUCUAUUGGGGAAGGGUCUGUACAGCGAGGCGACGGAGGUGUGCCUCGAGGUUCUGGAGAGGGACGUGCAGCUGACGCUGCGCGAGGCCGCCGCUCAUGUGGAGGAGCAGCGACGCGACACUGCUGUGGAGCCGCAGCUGCUGCUGCCGCAUUUCGACAGCGACGAACGUCGUACGGCACCACGAGCCGCCGUGCCUGCCGCGCAGGCAAGCACGGAGAUUCUGAAGCGAGCUUGGCGAGUGGUGGCACUGUACGAUGUGCUGCGGCACACGUGCCACUUCCACGCCGCGCUGCAUGAGAGCGAGCGGACGGAGGAGCGGCCCGGCGUGGGGCGACGCGCAGCAGCGGCGCACCUGGAGACAGUGACUGAGCGCCUAAUGGCCGUAGCCGCUGUGGACGCGGACGGCAGCUACGACAUUCUCUUCAAUGGCACCGUGACGGUGUACGAGAUGUGCCUCGGUAUGCUGCGCCGCGCCGCCGAUGGGGCGGAGGAUACGCUGCCGCAGAUUGUGCGGCAUGUGGCGUUGUGUCUGGAGAUGUGCGAGACCGCGACACUGAAGCUGGCGACAGUGCGGUACCUUCCAUGGCGUCUGCGCUUGUACGACCUUCUCGCCACGUGCUACGAGCAGCGCGGCAUGUACGCGGAGGCGCUGCUGGUGGCACAGCGGGCCGCACGGAAGGUGCGUGAGCUUGUCGAUCUUGAGCAUCUUGACCCUGUGCCGCCGUCACCGGUCUGCCAGGAUGUCAUGCUGCGCGCAUUGGACCAUGUGCUGCUCAACGUGAUGCGGUACACGUGGUGCGCGAACGGCACGGUGGGCAACGCCACCGGAGGAAGUGGAGGAGGGGCGGGCGAUGGUGUGCCACAGUUGAAGCAGUCCCCCUCGCUGACAGCCGCGCAGGCGCCGGGCCAGCAGGAGCCGUCCAUGGGCGGGAUGCCGCGAAACGGCCUUGACAUGAUCGACCGUGCGUGGCAGAUGCUGCUCAAGGUGGAGCUUCCCAAGCCGAACAAGGCCGCCGCACCUGCGACCACUACNCCGAAGCGUGAAAACAAAGGGAAGGACGCUGCGAAACAGCAGCAACAGCAAGUAGAUGCGGUAAAUAGGGAAAUGGUAGCGGAACGUGUGCAGGGGGCGCUGUUGCGUUUCUUGCUUUCCUUCACAACAGCGCCGUCGCCUCCUCCUGCCGCAACUGCAGGAACAAGAAGUAGCGCUGGGCAUCAGUCUCACCAGCAGCAGCAGCAGCAGCAGUACCGCCCCUCGGCUCGCGCAUCAGCAUCCUGCUCAAUAGGGCUUCUCCGUGCGUGGGCCGUUGAGGCGCUGGAGUUCCUCGUGCAGCAGGCUGUGUGCGCGUACGUGGAGGCGAACCCCACCAUCACGGCGCAGGGUCCGCCAGAGGAGUUCGCCGAGGCGGACCUAGUGUCCCACUAUCAGUUGCUCCAGGAGAAGCGCGCAUUGGCCUCCGUGAACGUGGCGAGUGGCCGCAAGAAGAGCGUCGGGUCGCGGCGGCCGAACCGCUCGCAGCCUACCGUGCAGCUCAGCAUCUCUGCGACGGAGGACGAGGCGUUUCUGGGGAGCAUCAGGCUGGAGGGGCUGCUGCUGGGCCUCGCGCCGGCCAAGGCGCCCGUCCCCGUCGCCUGGGAGGGCGGCGAGACGAGCGUCAGCAUUGGCUCGCGCCACGGGGGCGNGAUGGGCGAGGAGGGCCUGCUGCUGUUGCUGUUGCUGCACCGCGUGCUGUGUGCUGGGCAGGACCCGAGACUGUACGGCCGCCUCUGCACCUGCACUGUGGCCUGUCUGCAGCAGUGGCGCAUCGAAGAGGAGGAGGGAAAACGCGGUAACUUGACGCAGGGCGCCAGCAGCAAGAAAAACACGGCGCAGGUGCCAUUGACGUCGUCGUCGCCGACAGCGCAGGUGGCGUCACAGACAAUAAAGAAGGCCUCGUACAUGCGGCUUCUGGAAACCGUUUGCGUCUCAGUGCACCUGCUGCAGCGGAUGCGUCGUGCAGGCGUGGAGGAGACGGUGCGCAUCGGUGACCUCGCGGGCAUCGCGCAAGAACUGAAGCGACUCGCGGAGCUGUACAUCGGCCCCACCGCGGUGUCUGUCACGUGCGGAACUCAGCAGCAACAGCAACAGCAGCAAAGUAAGAAGGAAACUGUGCUGCCUGGUACACACCAGCAGAAGAAUCAUCAGCAACAGAUAUCGCCGCCACUGCAACAACGAUUAGGAGCAACCAUGUCGAUUGCCAACAGUUUCGCUGCGGUUUACCAGAAACUUAUGGAGGAGAGUGCCAACUUUCUACACCAGCGCGUGCUGGCGUUUGCACCAGUCUCUGCGCAGUCUUAUCCAGCCGCAGUGGCAGAAGCCUCGACUACAUCCUCCACAUUUGGUGGAAUUACACAGUGUGAGCAGGAUCAGGAUUCGGUGGAUAUGUAUCAUAGCAUUAUGUGUGCAUGCUUGGAGGCGAAGGCGAACAGUGGUUUGACGGAUGCAGCCAGCAUCGGCCAACUCGUUCUCGCCUAUGCGCGGAAUGUCGAGGCGGAGGUGUCGACAAGCAACAGUGAUGGUGUGGGCUCUAGCAGCAGGAAGGACGCGACGACACGGUCGUUAUCCGGAGCAGCAACAGUAGCAACAGCGGCAGGCCAGGGAACGAACAAGACCCACGCUGGAAGUCUGCAGCGGUCACGUGUGCAGGGCGACACGAUGCACGCGCUGCGCAGGACGUGCGAUCGAGCCCGCAUGGCCCUCUCCGCCAUCCAGAUGGCACUUGGCUGCCUUGUACAGCAGCGUAGCCAUGUGUCAAAGCGGAGCGGUAUUGACGGCGCCAAAGCAGGCCCGACGUUCAGUGGCGCUGCGUUGCAAGAAACGACGCUAGAACGGCAACCAACAACAGCAUCAUCCUCCUCAGCAACCGCAGCAGCAGCAACAACAACAACAACGGGAAGAAUAGGGACACAGGAGGACUUUGACCGAGUUCGCCGCGAACAGGAACUGCGUGACACACGUACAGAGCUGACACGGUGGAUGGUGGAGCUGCGUUGGCACCAUGCCAUCCACCGGCAGCACUACGCCACGCUGGAGAAGCACCGCGCGGAUGUGAAGCUGCUGACAGAGCGGCAGGCAAACACCAAGGUGUAUGGCGCCACCACCGUGAAGGAGACGAAUGUGCUGGAGUCGCUUCUGCAGGCGGAACCGGCGGCCCCACGUGGCAACGCGGACGAGAUACGGCGGCUCCUAGCGUGGGCGCGCGACGAGGGCGAUGAUCUGCUGCAGGCCCUCGUGCUUGUGUGUCUCGCGCCACACCAGGCACAGCAUAAGGUGCAGCGCGAGAUGAUGGAGGAGACGUUCCACUUGCUGCAACGCUAUGAGAACCGCCGUAGGCCGAGGCAGUCAAUGCUGUCCUGCACAAAGCAGCAUCAGCAACAGGACAGCGCCUACUCAGCCCUUAUGAUUUGGUGCUAUGCCAUCACGGUGUGUGGCAAGUUGGGCUUUACGAAUAUGACGGAGAGUGCGAAGGAUGUCUUGUACGCAGCGUUCGCGAGUAAAAGAAGCAACAACAGUAGCAGCAACGACGGUGGUGGUGGUGGCGGCGAUGCGCAAACCAUGGAUGGGAAGCCGCGGAAUGAGAAUCCCGCAGAUGCUGCAGACACGGCGGGGACUGAUAAUGCGGAGACGACAGCCUCUCGCAGUUCUCCGCUUGCGGUUCACCCAAACGAGGAGAUAUUGUCUGUGUCUUCGGCGCUGCAGGUGCGUACACUUGUCUCGGCGCUGCUGUGGAUGUCAACGGUGGAGAUGCGCCGCUACCCAUACCAUAAGUUCGACGACGCCAGUCUCAUGCCCUUCACUGAGAAGAGUGUGAUGCUGGAGGUGCCAUUCCAGCAGCGGUACGGACUCGCCCACACGCAGUUGUGGCACAUGCGGAGCGCCUACCGCAUUCAGUUCGCCAUGGAACUCGCUGACCGUGUGCACGACAAUGAGCUGAUCCUGCAAUGCGCCUUUGAGCUCUUCAACGCACUGCUUCCAACCAUCUCUGACGAGAAUUACUGCUCACUUCUGCUGCAACCGUUUGCUACACUUUGCGGGGCGUUUUUGCAGCAACCGGCGUGUGUAUGGAGCAACGCCCAUGUGCAGCGGCUGGCCGUCCGCACACUCGAUGCGUUGUUCAAGACGCUGUGGAAGAUGGACGCUGCCGGCCCUCUUGCGGAGGUCACCUGCGCGGAUGCAGCAGGGGCACCCGACGGGGCCACCAGCACACUGGCGGUGAUGCCGGCGUCCAUUCAGGGGUGGUACGACCUGCUGUUGCGCGUCUUUCUGCAUGUAUGGGGGCAUGUGUACUACAACCCCAAUCCGCGGCAGCUUCGUUACCGGCAAAGCGUGCGUCAGGGCGCGAGCGAGGUGCAGCGCGUGCUGUGCACCGACCUGAACGGCGCGGAUGGUGCCGCUGCUGCUUCUGGCGGUGGUCUUGGUGGUGCCAACAGCAACACUCCCGCCAAUCGCGUGUCGGCGUCGAGGGCGGGUCGUGCAGCAAAGGCCGCCGCAGCGGCGGCGGCAGCAGCAGCAGCAGUGCGUGCGAGCGACGGUGUGGCGUCUGCGUUUCCGGGUGGUGCUUACGCUGUGGCAGACACAAUCCUCGAUGACUGCGUCCCUAUUGAGUACCUCGAGCUGCUGGCCGACAUUCUCUUCCUCCUGCCGUGCGGUGCCAUCACUGCCUCACGGAUGCACACCACGCGGCGUGAUAAGUCCCCCGACCGUGCGCAAGCAAUACCAACGUCUGCUGGUGGUCUGGUGGGCGUUCCCGCAUGGAUGCUCGAUGUGGCGCGUGCACUGAGCUCCAAGUCGCCGCAGGCGGCAUUUGAGCGGCUGCAGCAGGUCGCCGAUGACCCUCUCUAUGCCAAGGUCGCGGUCUGCAUUGUGGAGUAUCUCAUGCAGCAGGGCGAUACGACGACGGCACGGCGCGUGGCGACGGAGGUGCUGCAGACGAUUCAGAAGCUUCAUGCGGGGGUGCAGGAGUACCAGGACACGGUGAUGGAAAACAUGACGGCGUGGCUGCAGCGGGAGGGGUACGUUCUGGUGGGCCCCGUGCGACAGAGCAGAAAGACGGUGGUGGAGGAACCCGCUGUUAAGGGCGCGCGGCAUAGUAAACGAUCGGAAGCAAAGGAAGCAGCAGCAGCAGAAGGAGGGGAAGGGAAGCCGCACGACUUCGCCAGCACCGGUGGGAGGCAGUGGAGCCCCGCGGAGCAGCAGAUGCUGCGGCAGCUUACUCGCAGCUUUGCUUGGCUUCGUCGGCGGCGUGCGUUGCGCUGGCUCCGCGGCCGCAUCAUGCAAUUCACCGCGCCGUUUGAGGCGAAGUUGCAGCUUUACCUCGCGACGUGUGCGCAAAUGUCGCUGGAUCGUCGUCGACGGCAGGCGCAAGAGAGCGAACUGACGAGCGCAGCAGCAGCAGCAGGAGGAGGAGCGGCAGCAAGCCCCGUUGUUGCGCGGAACGGGGCGAAAUCCAGGGGGCGUGGAGAGGACGCAGCUGCUGCCGCCGCUGCUGCGAGGGAGGAGCAGCUGGCAGAGGAGAAGGAGGACGAAGAGCGCUUGGCGCAGCACGCUGCGCGUGCGGCAGUGCUUUUCAACCGCUGCGGAUUUCCCUCACGUGCAUUUGCGGCGGUCUCGCAGGCGGUUGACGGGCUGCGUGUGUUUGUGUGCGAGGAGCCGCCCGACAUGACGCUGUCAGAUGAGCAAAUACUGCAGUGCAGCAGCGGCGGCGGUGGUGGUGGUGGUGGCCAUGCAAGCGAGGGCGCGACGCAGCGGCUGGGUGAGAGUCGGCAGUUGUCGGUGGACUCCGUCGUCUCCUCGUGCCGCAACAUGGACCAGACGCAGAUGAUUGCGGUGAGUGACAAGCUGUGCGUGUGGGGCCCGCGUGUACUCCCGCUCGCGCGCGCGCUGUACGAGACGCUGCUGCUGCUGUGGCAAGGCUAUUUCGACAACCGCCGCGAUGUGGAGUUCCUGCAGCCUGCCGCCGUGAAAGUGGGGCGCAACGUGCUGCUGGAGGAGCAGCUGCACUUCCAGGGCCGUGUGCCAUCCCUGCAUGCCUACGCCUCGGCGCUGGGGCAGUACGAAGAGGCGCGCCUCAUCCACCUCGCAGAGGUGGAGCGCAGGCGGCUCGCGCGGUCGCUGGUUUGGCGCACGCGUGAAGUGGCCGCCGUGGAGCAGUGUGGCCGCGUCCACGUGCAGCUGCAAUGGCUGACGGCACUACAUGCGCUGCUCGACGAGUACGCCGCCGCGCUGCCGUUACUAGAGCCGCACAUUGCGGCAACGGAGCAGGCGGUUACUGUGGCUCAGCAGGAGGAGGAGAAGGCGCAGCGGCGGCUGCAUCAGUCGUCAGGGCCGGCGAAGGCGAAAAAAGUCGCGAAGGACGCCACAAACAAGGCAACAUGCGGGCCGGACCCCAUUCGCAUUGACAACGCUGACGCGCCUGUGAUGGUGGCGCGGCGGCUGGGUCCCGCACUGCCGGCGGAGAAGAUCAUAGAUAACUUUGUCUUCCUUCUGCAGUACAUGCAGUUCAACUGCCAGCUCGCGUCACUUGAGCUUGCUGUGGCGGUGCACAAGCUUACUGGUGGGCUCUUUGCCGCCGCACUGCUGCCCUUCACGCUGAGCCUGCAGCGCACCAUUGGCGCGCCGCGGAGCAGCGAACUAGUGGAGGAGUACGCACAGCUGCGCCGCGACGAGCCGAUGCACAAGGUCCUCGUGGGAAAUGCACGGCGCGUGUGGGAGCAGUACACAACAACGGAUGCCUACCGGCGCGCCAUGCAGCGACUUGCACGGACACUGAUGCCAUCGAAGCGUGUCGUUGCGGACGUCACCUCGGCAGCAGCAGCAGCUGUAGCUGCAGUGGGAGGCGGAGGAGGGGGAAAGAGCGGCUCGUUUGUUGAGUUGGACCGUUCUUCGGUUGCGAGCUGCGCGUCAAACUUGGCGCGUCUGACAGGGCGUGGUGGUGACGUUCCACGCGUAACACUGCGUGACGUUACUGCCUGCUUCGAGGCCGCCGCGACAGACCUGCGACAGCGGCGUCUCUUCGGCCCGCUUGCAGAGCAGUUGUACGAGCUCGGCCGCAUCCACCUGCUUCACCGUCAGCGUGCGGAGGCGGAGCGCUUCUGGUUGGAGGCAGUUGAUGCGGCGCUAGAGGUACCGGAGAGUCUGGAGCGGCCGCCCGACGCGUGGGCGGACUUCGCUGUUGACGCGAUUGGCCUUCCGCGCCUGCUACUAGCGGUGCUGUCGCUGAGCUCGCUUGCCAUGUACACGUGCCGUGAGCAGCAAGGACGGGCCGUCGACGCCUACCUGCUAGCUGCGGGUCUGCUGGAGCGCUUCUUCAUGCAGGGCACCACCAACAACUUCCCGAAAAACCUGCGCGACUUCAGUGGCUUUGUGCUGGAGGAUCUCAUUGUGCUGCCACACCUCAGCGAUUCGCUGCAGACGCUGAUGCCGCAGAUAGUGCAUCACAUGCUGUUUCUCGCGUGGGAGCUGCUCAAGUUCAAGUUUCCCUUGUAUGCCGCGAUGGUCGCCUCACUGACGGAGUACCUAGCGCGCAAACACACGCGCCACAUUGCUUUCACUGUUGAGGCACGACUCGUGCAGGCAAGUGCGGCGUCGCAAUUUGGGAGCCACAGGGCAGCGAUGAAGAUACUGCACGAUGUCUGCUACGGCGUUCGCAUUCCGUCAGGGGCGCUCGACAGCACAACGCUGCGUCUGCGUGCGGCGGUGGAGUGCGGUGAGGCCGUUAAGAUGGGAAAAGGCGGAAAACGCGGCGAGGGCGGGCUGGCCUCAUCCUCCCGCCAGAUAGACGGCCAGGGAGGGGACGCACAACAGACACAACUACAACAGCAGCAGCAGCAGCAUGCCAUUGACACUCUGUACGACGACAGUGAACUUCCAGUGAGCGCAGGCAAUGUGGCGUCCGUGCAGGCCUUCGUGUCUCAGUGUCUCUGCGGGGCCACGGGAGGAGAUGCAGCUGCAUCCGCGGCGCCGUCGUCUUCGACGUCCACCACUGCGAUCAGCGGCCUACACGAGGCGGUGGCCGCUGCGUACGGGUCACGCCUCUCACUGCGAGUGGAGCUCGCUGUGGUGGAAUCGCUCGUCGCGCUUGGGUCGAAGGAGGCGGCGUAUGUGUGGUGCGCGUUUGCGAUGCAUCCGCAAGCGGUGCCAGGUGAACGGCGUGGUGUCCGUUCGCGCAGUUUUCAGCGCAUGCCACUGCACAGCUUCUCUGCCUCUGCCUCCCUCGAGGCGCUGAAUUUGGCGGAGAUGAUUUUGCAAUCGCUGCUUCUGCGGGUGCAGGCGCGGCCUUCUUUGACCACAACUGAUGCCGCCGCCACCACCGUCAACAACAGCAUCAGCAGCAGCAGUGGCAGCAAGAAGAACCUGGCGCGGGAGAAGAGUGUGUCCCCAGCGUCCUCACCGGAGGAUGUGCAAGCGAAACGGAAUCGUGAGUUAGAAGAGACGUACGUGUGCUCCACCGCAGAGCUGCUGCUCGCCAAGAUAUUCACCGCUCGUGGAGAGUGUACCAAGGCGCUGGCGGCCCUUCAGUCACUUAUGACGAACUUCAAUGAACGCACCGGACCCGGUGCGUUCAGCUGCAGCAUUCCCAACGUUCCGUCAUACCUGUGGACUGUGACGACGCACACCUUCUGGUGCGAUGUGUAUGCGCUAAUGACGCUGAAUCACGUACGACUUCAGGAGUACGGAGCGGCACAGGAAGUGGUGAAUGACGCACUUGCACUGUGCGACCAGUGCGGGGAUGCGUACAGCGGCCGGGUGUUUUCGCUGUACAACGCCGCCCUUGCUGUGCGCGCGGGGGCCAUGCCCAAAGUUGCAGAGACGCUUCAGGCCCUGCAGCGUGUUCGGCAGUCGCUGCGCUGCGACAGCCGCGUCGAUAUGCUGCAUGCAUGGACCGUGGUGGCAACUGAGAUGCUGCGGCGCCAGUUGCAGGGCGGCAACAUGCAGCAGGAGCAGGAGGGCACCUCGUCGGCGGCUGAGCGCAUGGAGGAGGCGGUGUCUGCGUUGCGGGCGUAUUGCAAGAUGCACGGGUUGCGCCCCGACAACGCGACGCUCUUUCGUGCGGAGCAGAAGCCGCGCCCCCUCGUGGCGUGGAGCAUUGACGCUGUGUUUCUUCAUCGCGCACUGAACAUUCUUGCGGAAGAAUAUAUGGCUGCGGGCAAGCUGGAGCUCGCGGAGAAGGUGCUGCAGCAGGCCAUUUCGGGACUAGCGCCGCAGUACGACACUGCAGCGCAUCCCACGCUGCUCAUUGACAGUCGCUUCAUGCUGGCGCGCGUGCUGUGUCUCCUCACCCCCGCGCUGCUCGUUGAGCAGCAGAAAGCAGCAGCAAUGGAUGUGAGUGAUGCUGUACAGGCACCAGAGCCGUGCGAAGAGGACGUGCUGGCCGCACUCGACUCGCCACGACAGCAGCCGGUGCGUUUACUGUUGGACGUUGUGCAGCAUACUGUGGCCAGCGGUACGCACGACUACAACACUCUGCGACUUGCCCUGCUGUAUCUUGCGGUGCUGCUGUUGCGUGCGGGAAGGUCGUUCUACGUGAUGGCCGCGACCUGCGCCGUACUGGCGAAGCUUGUGGAGGACAUGCGGUUCCAUGUCUUUAGCGGGACAAGCGUCUUCUCCCUCUAUGGCGAGGAGGCCAUCAACCUGGGUGUGGACAUGAGCUUUUCUGAGAGCAUCAUUGCCGUCAUUCAGUCCACGCAGCGCGACUUGGGCCACGCCAGAAAGAAGGGCGGCACGGAUGCCAGUAACACCGCCACGCCUGUUCCCGGCAGCGUGACGCCCGAUUCACGACGCACGCCAUCCCGCAAUCGUGAAGAGCGAGAGAAGGCGCAGCCGAAGAAUAUGGUGCCUUUGUCCGUCGUCGUCGCCGCGUUUGCCGCCCUGCACAGGGAAAGUGCUCUUCAGUGCGUGUUUCCACCGCUGGAGUCGUUGGACCUCGAGACGGCGUUACGCCACCUUCGCGCGUAUCUGCAGGUGAAAACGGCCCCCCUAAGCUGCUGCUAUCUCUGGUACGAUGAGGCUACGAGGGAGACGCACAUUAAGCAGCAGCAGCAGCAACAACAACACGGACAGGGACAGGGACAGGGACGGCUUGGGGAAAGCACUCGUGGGGGGCGGGGCGCCGUUGCACCAACAGAAAUCGCGGGGGCGACGGUGUCGCUGCUACCCCCCAUUGUUAUAGAUGGGCUACCUCAUUUGUUUUCCUCCAACACACUUACGCAGCUUGGCGUGCCCAAGGCAAAUACGGUGAUCUGUCAGUCCUUUGUGCGCGAUGCCAAUGUGUCGCGCAACAAGGGGCCGAGCAGCUCUUUGACAACUGCUACAAUGAGACGUAAAAGUGGCGUGCCGUCGGCGGUCACGUCCAUCUCCGCUUUUCCCACCCCAGGGAUGCUGACAUGCGUCUUGUUUGUGUCGCCGGUUUACGACCCAAGUGUGGUGCAGCCGCCGACACACAACGAAAAGGUGCCUCAGAGCCAGGGCAAAAAAUCCCAUCGCACGUCUGGAAAAAAUACUGCGGCUUCCGAAGCCAAGACUGAUACCGACCCGACAUCCACUGCCCAUCCGUGGGGUGGGACGCAAUGCGUGGUGUUUGAGCUUCCCCUUGAUGAGGUGCAGACGCUGCAGGCGCAGGCCACGCAGACGCUGCAGCUUAUGCGGGGCUCGUCAACAUUGGUGACAUUAACAACACGAGCAGGAACAGGAGAUGCCGCCGGGGGAGAGAGUGAAGUCCCGGUUGGUGUCGCGCUGUCGCAGCAGCUCACUGAGGCGCUGGCAGUCCUGAACACCAAGUUGGCUCCGGCCAGCAGCAGCAAGAAGUUUUCGCGCGCCCCCGCCUCGGUGGAGUUCAUGUUCAACAACCCGCUGAAUGCGACCACCAACUCCUCCCCCACUCUGCGGCAGAGUACUACUACUGGCGGGAUGGAUUUAGUGACAGGUGCGGCCGACUUCACUGCAGCGGAUGGCGCUGCUGCUGCUGCUGAAGUGCCAGCGGUGGAUGAGGCGAAGUCCAAAUUGGUCAUUGGAUUUAUAGAGCUGCUUGUUCGGGCGGUUGUGCCUCGCGCCGUGACAGACGACGAACUGAUGGAGCGUAGUGUUCAGUCCCUCCUGCCCCGCUGUGCUGUGUCAGUGGAAGUGGUGCGUUUCCUCCAGUCAGUGAUUGAGACUGGUGCCGGUGGUGUUUCGCUCUUUCACCCAGGGAUUCACGAGUGGUUUGCCCGCGUGGCGGGGUUUGUGGCGGAGCACGUCUAA
This is a messenger RNA of Trypanosoma grayi, 11766 nucleotides long. RefSeq lists its product as hypothetical. Gene Ontology annotation, biological process: cilium assembly. Bases 1 to 11766 code for a protein of 3921 amino acids. Gene Ontology annotation, molecular function: protein binding. The transcript has a single exon. The record is from RefSeq and is a predicted model, not a curated record. NCBI's taxonomy places the organism in Eukaryota, Euglenozoa, Kinetoplastea, Trypanosomatida, Trypanosomatidae.